Papaver somniferum (opium poppy) is the source of this 1119-nucleotide messenger RNA. RefSeq lists its product as uncharacterized. The coding region runs from base 1 to 1119 and encodes 372 amino acids. The record is from RefSeq and is a predicted model, not a curated record. The transcript has a single exon. Gene Ontology annotation, molecular function: nucleic acid binding; RNA-DNA hybrid ribonuclease activity. NCBI's taxonomy places the organism in Eukaryota, Viridiplantae, Streptophyta, Magnoliopsida, Ranunculales, Papaveraceae.
AUGAGAAUUCCAAUUGCUGGUUGUGACACUUUAAUUUGGCCAUACAACAGUAAUAGUAUCUUAACUGCAAAAUCUGUCUAUAAACUGCUAGAUAAUGAAUUGCCUCAUAAUUCUAGUCCCAAUCCUGAUUUUGAAACACAUAAGGCUAUUUGGAAGUCCCAUCUUUUGCCUAGAACCCACUUGUUUAUAUGGAAGUGCUUUGAAAAUAUUCUACCCACUGGUAGCAAACUAGCUAGAUUCAACCACACUCAUGAUGAUAGGUGUAAAUCAUGUAACUCUGGUGUUUCUGAAACUCUGGAACAUAUGUUACUUCACUGCCAAUUUGCUAAAAAUGUGUGGUCAAACAUCCAUGUUGUUAGUUCCUCUGUUUUGCAGGAUUCUGAUACUAACAUAAGUAUUAAGGAAUGGAUUUAUAAAUGGCUCACAUCCAAAACUCUGCAAGAUAAAUCGUCUAUUGUCCUUACUGUGGCCUGGUGCAUCUGGAAAGACAGAUGCUCAAAAGUGUUUGAUAACAUUCACUUAAACCCGCAGAUUACUGCUAGAAAUGCUAUAAAAACUGUGGGUGAAACUAUGAAUGUUUUUGCUCCUGUAUCUGUGCCCAACAUAACUAAUGUGGUUCCUGAUGUUGCAUCUAAUUUUCUUGAAUCUGUAUCACAUAAAAGUCUUCUAAUAUUCUGUGAUGCUUCCUUUGACAAAAAUACUAAUGAAUCUGGUUUUGGAAUUGUGGCCUUAAACUCAGCAGGUGAAUUCAAGGGAUGCAAGCUAGUCUCAGGAAGGAGUGCAAGUUCUGAAGUAGUUGAAAGUGCAGCAAUCCUGGAGGAUGCAAGUUGGAUUAAAAGAAAUAACUUCCAGAACUUUUACAUUAUCAGUGAUGCUAAAAAUAUUAUAGCUUAUCUGAAUAAUAGAAAAGGCCAAACUAGUUGGACCUCAUGCUCUUUAUUAGAUGAUUGUCUUUUCCUUUUAAAAGAUAUUUCUCCUCUUAAAUUCAUUCAUCUUAAGAGAGAUCAUAAUAACUUAGCAGACAUAGAUGCAAAACAUAUUAGAAUGUUGAGAAUUUCAGGAGAAUGGGAUGUUAACAAUCACCCAAAUUUUCUCCCUCAAGAUGUAAUCUCUCAUUAA